AUGAUCACCUCUUCUCUACUAACACCACCAAUGGAUGAAUCAGAGCCCCUUCCAGAAGAACGUAAACCAGGAUUCUUUCGAAAAUGGCAGACUCCACCCCCACUAACCCCAUAUGAACAAGAACGGAUUCGAACACUGAACAGUUUGUCAUUCGAUGAGUUCUACGUUCACAACCCCGCAGAUCUCAGUUAUGCGAUUCGAAUCUUCUUUGCCAAAGCCCAAUUCUACUUGAUGCAAUACCUCGAUGACAUGAAGAAGUUGUACAAAACGCACAAAUACGACACAAUCAAACGUCGAAUCUUCUACGGAAUGGCUAAACAUUGUCACAUCGUCUUGCUUGCCAACGACUGGACAGGCUCACUAGAGAUGUAUCAGAAAACGCUCGCCCACGAUCCAGACAUGUUCGCUAGAGAUCCAACAAUGUACUUCGGACUCGGAAUGGCCUAUCUGCACUUCAAACAGUGGAAACCAGCUAUCGAGGCGUUCACACGAGUGCUCUACAACUUCCCAUCCGGACGAUCAGCGUUGGAAGCAAAAGUUCGACUUGGGAUGUGCUACAUGGAGAUUGAAGACUACGACAGAUGUUUGAAUAUGUUCAAUCUUGCUCUCAACGACAUUGAAGAGACAAAGUUCAUGCCGCGGCUCAUCAUCAAGUACAACAUUGCGUUGAGUCACGAAAACAGCGAUGAACUUGAAACCGCCGAGGAGGAGUACAAUGUCUUGUUAAAAGAUAUUGAGAACUAUCAAACAAGUCAUGGAAAAAAUCUCGAGGCAGCGAUCUCGGAUCUUCUACUCAAACUGACGGCGGCUUGUCAUCGUCAACUUGGAUGGAUCGAGUAUCGCCGAACAUAUAAAGAUGAGGAAAAGCGAGAUGAACAUCUGAAAAAAGCGCAGGAUCAACUGACUCAUGCUAACGUAAUUGAUUCAAGAGAUGGUCAGAACUAUUACUAUCUGGGACGUGUCUACGGAGAACAAGACGUCACAAAUGGACAAGUGGCACAUGAAGCAUUUGUCAAUUACCGUCACUCCAUCGACAAGCGUGAGCAGAAUGCAGACACUUGGUGUUCGAUUGGUGCAUUGUAUCAGAAGCAGAACCAACCAAUGGACGCUCUUCAGGCUUUUAUAUGUGCCAUCGAAUUGAAUCCGAAACUUACAUCAGCAUGGACAGAUCUUGGAGAGCUAUACGAAAAGAAUGAACAGUUUCAAGAUGCACUGGAUUGUUUCAAAAAUGCAAUGAAGCAUGAUCCAGUUUGUCCGGAACCUCUAAAAGCUCGAAUUCAAUUCCUUGAAAAGGAACUUUCAAUGCCGAUACCUACACGUCCUGCAAACCAAGCACCACCGUUUGAGAAAGACAUUCCAUGUCUCAAAGAAGCUUACGAGCAGCCUAUUCCACUUGAGUUAAGAAACCGACAAGAUGCAGCCUAUAUGGAACGAGAGUACCUCUACGACCACGCGUUCUGGAACCUCUGGGUCGAAUUUCGCACAAUGGAAGAGGACCAACCGGAGGAGGUUUACUGGGAUACACCCGAGCCACGACCAAUGGAAGAUCUUGAGAUUCAAGUCUUAGAGUUGCUGAGAGCCAACGAACCGGCGUUGGUCAAAGCAGAGCGAGAAGUGCUCGAGUGCUUGGAAACCAGUGAGGCAGUAUUCAAGAGAAACAUCUGCGAAUACUUCAUUUCGGAUGCAACUCGCGAGAUGCCACGUGUCACGGAAAUCAUGAUUCAAAACUUACGAGACCACGGACAUCUCCUCGAGUCCCCACGCUGCUACCCAUACGACUUCCUCCCGAGAGUUGCCUUCCAAAACCUACCGGAAAGCUUUAGCUUGCUCUCAGAGCUCUACGUCUCAUUGGAUAUAAGCGCUCAGGAAAUUAUGCAGAUGGUUUCGAAACGGGCUAUUCUUAACAGCACCUACCAACCAAUUUUCGAUGACUACGCUAAGCUGCCAGUACCUCCAAAGGAGCCGAAAAAGGUGAUUGCUACCGAGGAAGACGUGAAAACCGCUUUGGAGAGGAAUGAGCGACAUCCGCUUCUUCUCAAGACACCAGUUCUCACUAUUGACAACAGAAAAGAAGCGGGAAGUCUGGAACUUCAACGUUACUUGGAUAACUGCACUGUCGCCUGCAUUCGUGGUCUUACUGGAUGUCUUCGUCUUGAUCUUUCAUUAUUCUCAACUAAAGCUGUUAUGGAAACUGACGGAAACCAAGAAAUCGAAGUGCGCACUCAAUAUCAUAUCCCUCCGGAGACAAAUUGUGACCAUGCGAGCCAACCCACUUGGAAAUGCAUUAGUGAACCGACUUACACCACGGUUGCAAAGUACGCACAAUACCAGUCGGAGUCAUUCAAACAUACACUACGGAAUGAAGCGGAAAAGAUCAAGAAGCACGGUGGAGCCGGUGGACGUGGUCCGUCUCCGAAGAGAAUGAAAAUGAGCAAGCAAUCACAUGCACCUACACCACCAAAAGAGUUAAAGAGCAUCAAGUUUGGUACCAACAUCGAUUUGUCGGAUGAUACGAAGUGGGGGAAACAAAUUAAUGAACUCUCCAAACUCCCCGCAUUCUGUCGCCUUAUUGCUGGUUCCAAUAUGCUUUCUCACCUUGGUCACCAGAUUCUUGGAAUGAACACUGUGCAGCUGUUCAUGAAGGUUCCAGGUUGCCGUACUCUAGCCCAUCAAGAUGGAAACCACAUGGCAACUGUAAAUAUCAACAUUGGGCCCGGCGAUUGUGAAUGGUUUGCUGUUCCCUACGAUUAUUGGGGAAAAAUGGAAAGAUUGUGUGAGAAAAACGGGAUCGACUACUUGAAAGGAUCGUUCUGGCCGAUAUUGGACAACCUACUUGAGGAAGGCAUUCCAGUGCAUCGAUUCACACAAAAAGCCGGUGACAUGGUCUAUGUGAACGGUGGAUCGAUUCAUUGGGUGCAAGCAACUGGCUGGUGCAACAACAUCUCCUGGAACGUGGCACCAAUGAAUAACAAUCAGUUGACGAUGUCCAUCUUCAGCUACGAAUACAACAAGUUGCGCCUUUUCAAGUCGCAAGUUCCAAUGCAGCUGUUGUGUUGGCAGUUAGCUAAAAACGUGAAAUUCACCAACCAACUCAUCUACAACAACUGCAAAGGAGUGCUCAUCAGGUCAUUGGCGUUCUGCAAAAUGGUCCACGACUUCUGUGUUGGACAUAAAAAAGUCAUCAAGACGCACGCGAGAAGUCCCGGAGAGCAGUCCCAUUUCUGUAUGACUUGUGAGGUCGAAGUGUUCAGCAUUCUGUUCAUCAAGGAUAUUAGUGGAAAGUUCCAUGUGUUCUGCGUCUAUUGUGCCAAAUCACAAGGACUGGACGACUUCAUUGCACUCCAACAAUUUCCAUUCAAUGACCUUGUGAGCAUUUACGAGGGUAUGAAGUUUAUCCCGGCUGUCAUCAACAACAACAACAAGCAAAACUUCACAGCUUGA
Molecule: messenger RNA, 3441 nt
Organism: Caenorhabditis remanei
Lineage: Eukaryota; Metazoa; Nematoda; Chromadorea; Rhabditida; Rhabditidae
Exons: 14
Coding region: 1-3441 (1146 amino acids)
Biological process (GO): regulation of gene expression
Cellular component (GO): MLL3/4 complex
Molecular function (GO): RNA polymerase II cis-regulatory region sequence-specific DNA binding; protein binding; chromatin DNA binding
Source: RefSeq, a predicted model, not a curated record